Molecule: messenger RNA, 1026 nt
Organism: Serpula lacrymans var. lacrymans S7.9
Lineage: Eukaryota; Fungi; Basidiomycota; Agaricomycetes; Boletales; Serpulaceae
Exons: 4
Coding region: 16-867 (283 amino acids)
Cellular component (GO): cytoplasm
Molecular function (GO): zinc ion binding
Source: RefSeq, a predicted model, not a curated record
GCGGCUUAGCGGCCAAUGGAUCUAACUCCCACUGGCGCUCACUGUGCCUUGUCGUCCUGCAACACCUUCGAUUUCUUGCCAAUCAGAUGCCAAUGCACCAAACUGUUUUGCAGGUUUCAUAUAUCUCCCGAACUCCAUGACUGUUCAGCGCAAGAUCUUGUUAAUCGCCAACCUGAACUGAGGCCUUCCGUACAGUCUAAAUGCACGCUGCAAUCAUGUGGUAAUGCUAGUCUGGAAUCCAUACUUAAGCCCAAAGAAGACGGCGAUGCCCGACCAUCUGUGCUGUGUUCGAACUGCAUGCAACCUUUUUGUAUCGCUCAUCGUCACCCCAAAGAUCAUUCAUGUUCAGGCCCAAAGAAACCUGAAGCUCCUCGGAAAAAUGAGGCUGCCCGCCUGCUAUUGUCAAAGAACUUUCCAUCUAAAUCCGCUCCUUUAGCAGCGCGUUCAGUGCAACGAGGACCCAUAAAAGUUUCAGCUUCAACGAAUCCGAAGACAGCGUCGCAAAUAGAGAAGGUUGAACAGAUGAAGCUUCGACAUGGAGCUAUUGCCGGCGACCCCGAGGACAGUGCAUCGACUGUACCGAUGAAUCAACGUUUAUAUCUGAAGGCUAAGUCAAGACUCUCGAAUUCGGUGGAGCAAGAAAUAAAGAUCUGGUUUCGCCAGUCCAUUGUCACUGGCAAGGUCAUAGACUUACUUAUAAAGCAUUUUGAUGUUACCGACUCCGAAGAAUAUUCAUUUGCACUUGCUAAGGUGCAGAGUUCGGGAGGUUUGAUGCCUUUACACAACGAACAACAUCUAGCAGAUCAAAUUGCAGAUGGGUCAACUUUAUUCUUAACUUCCACAGAGUUUCUUGAAACUACACAGUGAAUAGAACGGGAUGAUGGACACCAAUGUUCAUGGAUUGAUUGAAAGGUGGUUCUUCAAUGAUGAAGAACUGAUAGUAUGAUAUAUUAGUAGAAUCCUCUCAUUCUGCGCCGUCGAGAACAGUAGUUUAGCGCUAAAUUCAAAGCUCCUUAUAGUUUUGAG